CAUAGCUUUCUACGUUUCUACUCUCAUUUAUUUCCAUCCUUAUUCGAUCACAUCCUCGUAGGUCCUGCGGUCCCCUUUUACUUCAUAACACCAUACUCCGCUCAUUUUCAAUUCACGCGCCUGACCUAUUAGGCAUGGAUCAAUGCGUUCUCAGCUCCCCCUUCGCAGAGCCGCAGUGCUUCAUAGGGCCUUGCUGCUUAGCAUUGUCGGCUCUACUCGGUGAUAAGGUCGUCUUCCCUGAGAGCCAGGCAUACAGUUCAUCUCUUUCUUCGUAUCAUAGCCAGCAAGAAUCUUAUCUUGAGCCUUUGUGUAUCGUCGUACCAACUACAGCCGACGACGUCUCGACUGCAGUUUCCUCGCUAUCCUCUACAGCUGGGUCACUUGGCGAUAAUGAGCGACAGGCUAGUUGCCAAUUCGCCAUCCGAUCUGGCGGCCACGCGGGCAUUGUCGGCGCAGCAAAUAUCGAGGGCGGGGUAACGAUCGACUUACGCUCUCUUAAUACUAUCGACGUAAGCGAGGAUAGGUCGACGGCCUCCGUGGGAGUGGGCGCUACUUGGGGCGACGUAUAUUCGAAGCUUGGCCCCCUCGGCGUAUCGGUUGCUGGCGGCCGCGUAGCACAAGUCGGCGUUGGCGGGCUCACCUUGGGCGGUGGGAUUUCUUACUUUUCCCCACGAUACGGCUGGACGUGCGACACGGUGUCGAACUUCGAAGUCGUGCUCGCUAACGGGUCUAUCGUAAAUGCCAAUGCAGAUGAGAACCCCGAUCUUCUCUUCGCUCUCAGGGGCGGUGCGAACAACUUUGGCGUCGUCACCCGAAUCGACUUUCGGACCUUUGAACGAGGACCUAUAUGGGUAGGCGCAGUUCUUGCUUCCAGCGACACCAUUGAUGAACAGCUAAAAGCGUUCGUUGAUAUCAAUUCGGCGGAGUCCUACGACGAAUACGCGUCGUUGAUUACGAACCUUGGGUAUGCUGGUGGUCGCAAAACCUUUAUCCUAAACAACAUUGAAUAUACGAAAGCCGAAGAGAACCCAGCAGUGUUUAACCCCUUGAGCAAAAUAUCUGCGAUGGACGAGAAAGGACGCAUCGGUACCAUGGAAGAAGCGGCGAUAGAACAGGGUUCGUACUCGAAAAAUGGAAGACGCCAGUUAUUCGUGACGAUAACUCACAAGUCCACUUUGAAAAUGCUCAACGCAGUUUAUUUAAAUUGGAACAAGAGCAUCGAGGCCAUCAAAAGCGUCCGUGGCGUCGUCUGGGCUAUCUCUCUCGAGCCGCUGCCCCCAGCCAUCUACGCGCGCUCCGCCACAUCCAACGUUUUCGGGCUCGCGGAUAGGACGGAUGCGCUCGUAAUAACUGUCCUGACCGUGUUCUGGAGAAACGAGGCUGACGAUCCGAAAGUCGAGAGGGCUGCGCGCGAACUAUUUAGAAAGAUCGAGGAUGAUGCGAAGAGGCUAGGCGCGUACGAUCCCUUCAUUUACCCGAACUACGCGGCGUGGUGGCAGGAUCCUGUUUCUAGCUAUGGCGAGGAAAGCUUGCGGAGACUGAAGAGGGUGAGGAGGGACGUGGAUCCGAAGGGGGUUUUCACUCGUCAAGUUCCUGGUGGUUUCAAGAUUCCUUUCUAGCUGAAGUCUACUAGGUGCGAGAUAAUAUCCACGACCUAUGACUAAAGCUAACAUAGGAGGUAACUCUCUUUGUUUGGCAAUCACUACAAGACUAUACAGGUAUUCUUAGCUCUUUGACCCUCACAGGCAGCAGCUCAAAGUUUGAGAAUAGGUUUAUUCUUUCAAUUUGAACCAUCUGAUUGUUCUGGAACAAAGAAUUAGCUGCAGAGAAUCGCG
Molecule: messenger RNA, 1835 nt
Organism: Daldinia caldariorum
Lineage: Eukaryota; Fungi; Ascomycota; Sordariomycetes; Xylariales; Hypoxylaceae
Product: putative oxidoreductase
Exons: 3
Coding region: 135-1619 (494 amino acids)
Molecular function (GO): FAD binding
Source: RefSeq, a predicted model, not a curated record